This is a messenger RNA of Nothobranchius furzeri (turquoise killifish), 6342 nucleotides long. RefSeq names its product solute carrier family 23 member 2 (gene slc23a2). Gene Ontology annotation, cellular component: membrane. Gene Ontology annotation, molecular function: transmembrane transporter activity. The record is from RefSeq and is a predicted model, not a curated record. Lineage: Eukaryota; Metazoa; Chordata; Actinopteri; Cyprinodontiformes; Nothobranchiidae. Gene Ontology annotation, biological process: L-ascorbic acid metabolic process; transmembrane transport.
GAGCAUGCGCACUGACGAGUUUCAACCCGGUGGCUUUAAGAAAGCAAAGCUCCACCAGAAGGUAGCAGGUCGCGUGAGAGAGCAGUUACAAAACGCGGUUCUGGGUGACAUAAAAGAGAGAGGGAGCUCAUUUAGGAGAGUAGAGUUGUCUUUACACAGUAGCAUUCUGUGUUUCAGCUAGUUUCCUCUUUCAACCGAAGCUCGCGUCUCUGCUCCAACAACACAAGCCACGGGGACGAGCCAGCGGACGCAACGUUAGCCGAGGAGGGAAUUGGGUUCCGUCUUCUGUUUCAUCGGGCAGAUGCUCCCAGCCGCCCAGCUUGACAGGAGUGAUGGGAUGUGUCAGCUAGGUGAGGCACUCCUGGAUAAUGACACAGGACUGAGGGACUCAUCUGCAGUGUUGAUAUCUGAGCGAGACACAGAAGGGACCGAAGAAAAGCAGGAAAAAGAAGACCUAGGCGCAGCGAUGGGUGUGGGGAAGAACACCACCUCCAAAUCGAUGGACAGCAGCAGUGAGGGUGGAAAAUACGAAGACGAGAGCAAACGCGGCACUGAUUUCUACCCUAUUCCGGUGGUGGUAAAUGGAGUUGGAGGUGCCAGUGGAGACCAGGAUACUGAGAACACGGAGCUGAUGGCUAUCUACACCAAGGAUAAUCAAGCAGCAGAAAGGAGCUCUAUUUCAGAGACACUUGACAGCACAGACAGUAUGGAUGCAAGGAGGAUGGAUAUGAUCUAUACCAUAGAGGACACUCCACCCUGGUACCUGUGUGUGUUUUUAGGCUUACAGCACUACCUGACCUGCUUCAGCGGAACCAUAGCCGUUCCGUUCCUCCUUGCUGAGGCGAUGUGCGUCGGCUUUGAUCAGUGGGCCACCAGCCAGCUCAUCGGGACCAUCUUCUUCUGCGUGGGGAUCACCACCCUGCUGCAGACCACGCUGGGCUGCAGGUUACCUCUGUUCCAGGCGAGCGCGUUUGCCUUUCUGGCACCAGCCAGAGCCAUCCUGUCUUUGGACAAAUGGAAGUGUAACGGCACAGAGCAUCCACUGCUGAACGGGACCGAGCUCCUUCAUACAGAGCACAUCUGGCACCCCAGGAUACGAGAGAUCCAAGGUGCGAUCAUCGUCUCAUCCCUCAUUGAGGUGUGUAUCGGAGCUCUUGGUCUGCCCGGGAUGCUGCUGAAGUACAUCGGGCCGCUGACCAUCACCCCCACUGUGGCUCUCAUUGGGUUGUCCGGCUUCCAGGCUGCAGGCGAGAGAGCUGGAAAACACUGGGGCAUCGCUAUGCUGACUAUAUUCUUGGUGUUGCUUUUCUCACAAUAUGCCAGAAAUGUUAAUUUCCCCCUGCCGAUCUACAAAGCCAAGAAAGGCUGGACUUCAUAUCGGCUGCAGGUCUUCAGAAUGUUUCCUAUCAUAAUGGCCAUCCUGGUGUCAUGGCUGCUGUGCUUUAUUUUCACCGUUACCGACGUUUUUCCGCCGGAGGAGGACAAGUACGGUUUCUACGCUCGCACUGACGCACGCCAAGGAAUCCUGACCGCUGCGCCGUGGUUCAAAGUCCCGUAUCCCUUCCAGUGGGGCGCUCCCACUGUAACGGCUGCUGGCGUGAUCGGCAUGCUGAGUGCUGUGGUGGCCAGCAUCAUAGAGUCAAUAGGAGACUACUACGCCUGUGCUCGCCUCUCUUGUGCUCCUCCUCCUCCCGUCCAUGCUAUCAACCGGGGGAUAUUUGUGGAGGGCCUUUCCUGUGUGCUGGAUGGAGUUUUUGGGACAGGAAAUGGUUCUACCUCCUCAAGUCCAAACAUAGGUGUUCUUGGAAUUACAAAGGUGGGCAGCAGACGUGUGAUCCAGUACGGCGCUGCCAUGAUGCUGCUGCUGGGGCUCGUGGGUAAAUUCAGCGCCCUGUUUGCCUCGCUGCCUGACCCAGUUCUAGGAGCUCUGUUCUGCACGUUGUUUGGAAUGAUUACAGCCGUGGGCCUGUCCAACCUGCAGUUUGUUGACCUCAACUCCUCCAGAAACCUCUUUGUUUUAGGUUUUUCUGUCUUCUUUGGCCUGAUGCUGCCAAGCUACCUUAAACAGAACCCACUGGUCACUGGCAUAGUUGAAAUUGACCAAGUCCUGAACGUGCUGCUCACCACCGCCAUGUUUGUUGGAGGUUGUGUUGCUUUUAUUUUGGACAACACUAUCCCUGGUUCCCUUGAAGAGCGGGGCAUCAGGAAGCUGAAACGUGGCACUGGCCUCAGCGCAGCAGAACUGGAAGGGAUGAGGUCUUACGAUUUGCCGUUUGGAAUGGACUUCUUCAACCGGCAUGCGGUUUUCAAAUAUAUCCCCAUCAGCCCUGCUUUCACAGGCUACCACUGGGGUAGGAUGAGAGAGGCUGGCAGGAGCAGAAUGGGACAUGGGAACGUCGUGAAGGGAGGAGGGGGAGGGGCAGGGGGAGGAAGCCCCGCACCCGGGGAGAGUCGGGUAUAGCUAACGGACUGGAGAGACCUUAGAUGUGACAAUGGGGAGCAAGGGAUGGUGCACUAAGAUUAAACGAUGGGAGAAAGGAGCACAGAAGCUACGCAGGAUUGUGGAGGACAUGAUGUUGCACAAACGCCCUCAUCAGUGUGUUUUCUUAGGCUUGUGUGUCUUUCCCCACUUUACUUAUAUGCUAUUUUAAGCAUGCUAUAGCAAGUCAGGGCAUGCAGUAAGAUGGCAUCAUGCAGAGGUGUGUGUGUGUUUGUGUGUGUGUGUGUGUGUGUGCGUGUGUGUGUGUGUGUGUGACAGAUGGCCAUCAGUCCACCAAAACCGAAUGUUAAUGACUCGCUGUCUCAAAAUCUCUCGUGUGACGUUUCAAAAGGACAUCUACUAAAAGCACGUUAGAGCGGAUGUUAUACAACCACAUUAGACACACGCGCGCACGCACAGCCUCACAGAAAACGUUUGAGAGCAACGAACCAUGUUAUGAGAACUGAUGGAAGUAGUUAAUCAGGUGUCCUUAGCCAUGCAAAGUGAUUGUGAGAUUUGUUUUUGCACUAUCUGCCUCCUGAGUUCAAAACUAGAAUGUUGCAUCACAGCUUUCCCCGUUCAGACCUCCGACUCACUCAGCAAACCGUCACGCCUGCCCGUCACUAAUCACACUCGCACAGCUUUUUAAAGAUAGAAAACACUCUCGGAAUCAUCAUUAACUCGCCCGUUUACGUCUCGUCACCUUGUCGUUAUUACGCACAAGUUACUAACCAAAACACUUGACUUAUGGAGCUGUUGCAUGGGACCGAAGGACGUUUGUUUGGUCAGACGCUUUUCAGAAGUUGCUGUGACAGUCCAGCGAGGGACACGUGGAUUUGUCCGGGAGAUUUUCUGCAAAAAUGAGACUUAAGCGAGUUAACUUCCUGCCUGGAUCUCGUAGUUUUCAGACGUUGCUUCGUCUUUAGCAGUAACAGUCCUCCCGUCUGUGCGAGUUCUAGUGUAACUGCAGCUAAAAUGGUCGUCUUUUCUCCUCGUUUACCCAAACCGCUGCUUUUUCCACAGAUUUUUAUUGUGCCAACGACCGUUUCCUCACAUUCCCUCCCAUCUUCAGCACACCUCCCGUUUAUCUUCCACGCUGCUGUAACCGGUUAACUGCUGUUACCGUUGGUGUUUGAUGUUGGUGGCACCUUUUAAAUCUGCACCUUCUUAGCCGAGUAGUGACUAACGAGUCCCAUCCGACCGCCCUGUGUGCCUCUGCUGCUUUAAACGAAACACGGCGUCUGCAGAAGUUUCUCACAACGAUAAAGAAUUAGCUGGGUACAUAAAUAUUUACCCCGUCGGACGUUUUGCCGAACCAAAACGUUGAUUUAGUGUUUUUGUUGUUCUCGUUACCCAAACCAAAACUUCCAACACUGGAAUUUGUUGCUACUUAUAAACUUCCCUAGUUUUCUUCUGUUAAAGCUAUUUAUUUAUUUAUAUAAAAAAAGAAAUUGAGCGGUUUCUUGCUGCACGUUUAAUGCAACGCAGUGUUUCAGAUUAUUUAUCAGUUUACAUGUUCAUGCCCUGCAAUGAUUGACCUGUUUUAGUGAAUAUUAGAGGGCUUCAUUUCAUUCCAUUUUUGAUAAAUCGUAUUUAAAGGCAGAAGAAAAAAACACUUUUAGAUGUGUAACGAACUAGUUGGUUCAGAUUUUAGAGUAAGGGCCUUUUACUGCAGCUACUUGCACAAGAACAUCAGGGUCCGAGUGGGUAGGUUUUAUUUACCUGGACCCAGGUGUGUUGGUAAUAAUGGUGUCACGUGUAGCUUUAUUUUCUUGUUUUUGGUUAUUUGCUUUGCAGGAUUUAUGUGCUUUUUUUCUAUUUAGUGUCUGAUUAUUGAUGUUGUUCAGUUAUUUGAUGAACUUGAAUGAUUUGUUCUCAUAAAACUUAAGUUUCUUCACUUUUAUCCAGCAUUAAAUUACAUGUUUCACAUGAUUUAGUCUCUGAAAAUUAAUGCAGGAAUCCAACUUUUACAUGGACUUUUGCUGUUUGCCAGAGUGAUGAAUAAUUUGUGUGAAAUGUUGGAAUAAAUUAAAUUUUAGACAUUUCUAAAGGAAAUUUUUAAAUAUAAAAUUAGUAUGGUACAAAAUUAUUAUUAAUUUACGUUUGGGGCAGUAUAUGUUAUGACAUAAAAUAAUAAUUAAUAAUUUCAAUGAAUUAACCCCAAUCCUAUCAGCUGCUUUUGUGACGACUUGAUAUUCAUCCAGAUAAAGCAGGGAUGUCCAAACCUUUCAACACAACGUUGGUACUCAUGGGCCACUAAAUUUAAACAAAAGUUAUAGUUUUUAUUUUAACCAUUCAAAUAAUACAGUAAUAUAAUUUAGUAAAGAGAACAGGUUUUUUUAAGUUGGUUUUAGUUCAUCCGCCACAGGAAAAAUGACCCGAAUCACUCAUUCUUCGCUAAAGUUUGCUGAAUUUUGUCUAAAUUUGUGAAUAAUUCUCAAAAGUGGGCUUUUUAAUGAGUCGACAAGGGUUUGUGGUAGAAAUGACUGUGGAAUUAAAUCAAAAGGAAAUAAACUUGUUAAUAAAACGCUUAGAUUUAAUCUUUCACAUUAAGAAAAGAAAACUGUUGAGGUCCUCUAUGUGCAUCAACAGCUGGCUGGAAAAACAACAAUAUUGUUGAAAUGCAGUCCAGGGCUUUGGAAAUGCACUAAGGUGGCGAUGCUUUAAUCAGGGGACUGAAUCUGUGUAAAUGGUGGGUUUAAACAUCCGCGUCAUAAAAUAUUAGCAGUGACUAAUUUAUGCUGGAUAAGAUGGAAGAAACGAGCAUGAAAAGUGCAGAGAUGAGGAAAAAGAUGUUGUCAGAGAGGUGAAUAAAUCUAAAACCUCAUCGGAUUUCUGUGCUGAGCUGAAGCAGCUCUAGUGGAGUUAUCGACGCAACGCGCUGAUGUUGUUUAUGUUUUUGCUCACUGUGUAGAUUGCAGCAGAAGCUUCUGCUGAUGAAGCAGCAGUCAGAACAGUUGUAACCUACUAAGUUUUCUCUGAGAACAACAUGGAUGUUUUUUACAUAACAUGAACACACAAUAUCCUGCACAUUAAGACCUUUUUUUUUUGUCUCCCCUCCCAUUGGCUCUCCUAACCCUAACCCUCCUCUCUUCAUGCGCCUGGAUGCAGGAGGACGACACCUGCUGGUCACCUUGUUAAGAGCCUUGUUAUUGGCAGCUGAGUGAACCUGCCUUGUCACAUAAAGAUGAAUAUUAGUCGUGAUGUGCCUAAAAACUGCUUCCUGCUGUUUUUGACCCCCAACGCUAAAAAAAAUGUAUUUCCUAUUUUAGGAGUUGUUACAGAAGUAGUCCAUUUACAGUAAAGUCUUCUUUUUCUGGCCCGAUUUACAUUAGAGGCAGUUGAACUGAUGGCUCUUAAGAAGGUAACCAUUAGGUUAAAACACAAAGAUAUUGAUCCCUUUCAGUUAUUUUGAAGGGGGCUCUACCUGAUGAUUAUAUUUCUGUGUAAAGAGUUUUAUCGUUUUCAGUGUUUGUUUUUAUACAUCAUUUUUAUGUUUUUGCAAGCAGAUAUUUGUAAUAAAAAUCUACUUUUAAUCUUAAAUCAUGCUGAAAAGUGCACCAUCUUGUUAUACUUUUUAUUUAAAAGUAUAUAUCGAUUUGAAGUUUGUGGUUUAAUGAAAUCUUUCUGCCUGUUAGGACCUUAACAUAUUGUAUUUUUUUACUCUUUAACAUUGUUUUCUGCUCAUGUUACACAUUACCAGUAUAAAUCAAAAGAGCAAGUUGAGAAAGGUAGAUGUAAAGAAAUCAAAAACAUGUAUAUUUAAUGUUUACAGAAUAUUCAGGAAGAUGAAUUGUGUAAACUAAUUGUAACAAUAAAAUGAUUUAUUCUUUGUUCUUAAAAAUAUUUAAUAAGAAGUUAAA